Molecule: messenger RNA, 1813 nt
Organism: Eublepharis macularius
Lineage: Eukaryota; Metazoa; Chordata; Lepidosauria; Squamata; Eublepharidae
Product: TBC1 domain family member 20-like
Exons: 8
Coding region: 25-1209 (394 amino acids)
Biological process (GO): endoplasmic reticulum to Golgi vesicle-mediated transport; positive regulation of GTPase activity
Cellular component (GO): endoplasmic reticulum membrane
Molecular function (GO): GTPase activator activity
Source: RefSeq, a predicted model, not a curated record
UGCUGCCCAGCUGCUUCGGGGGGGAUGAGCAGGAGCCGGCGGCAGAGCCCGGGCUGCGUGGCCCGCGGAGAGCUGCUUGGGUCACAGAAGAAGGAGAAGAGGCUGCUGAUCCACCAAGCCCUCACGAAAGACCCCGUGGACGUGGAGAGCCUGCGGGAGGCAGCGCUCAGCCAGGGGGGUCUGCUUACAGAUGAGAUCCGCAGGAAGGUCUGGCCCAAACUGCUUGGUGUGAAUGUGUACAGCCUCCCACCCAAGCCAGGGAGGGAAGUGCGUCACAACCACAAAGAUUAUAACCAGGUCCUUCUGGACGUGCAUCGUUCCUCCCGCCGCUUCCCCCCAGGCAUGCGCUCAGACCAGCGGCAGGUUCUGCAGCAGCAAUUGACCGAUGUCAUCCUGCACGUCCUGAAGGCCCACCCAGAGCUGCACUAUUACCAAGGGUACCACGACAUCGCUGUGACGCUGCUGCUGGUGUCCAGCGAGCGCAUGGCCGUCGCUUUGCUGGAGAGGCUCUCUACGCUGCACCUCAGGGACUUCAUGGACCCCACCAUGGACAGCACCAAGCACAUCCUCAACUAUCUGAUGCCCAUCUUGCAGCGCGAGAGCCCUCGGCUCCACGACUUCAUGCAGAGAGCGGAGGUGGGGACAAUCUUUGCCCUGAGCUGGUUGAUCACUUGGUACGGCCACGUCCUGUCCGACUUUCACCACAUCCUGCGCCUCUAUGACUUCUUCCUGGCCUCCCACCCACUCAUGGCUGUCUACUUUGCCGCUGCGAUCGUCCUGUACCGGGAAGAGGAGGUGCUGGCCUGCGACUGUGACAUGCCCAGUGUCCAUCAGCUCCUGUCCCAGAUCCCUCCGGACCUGCCUUAUGAGACCCUCGUCGUCCGAGCCCACCAGCUCUUCCAGCGGCUGCCCCACACUGAGCUGGCCAAGCAAGCAGCCCUUCAGCACCACAAGAGCAUCGCCAUCGGCUCGUUCUUGGCAUUCCAGCAGGCCGCCUCCUGCCAGCGCCCAGACACCGUCCUUCGACAGCAGCAAGAGCACUUGGCACCCAGCAGGGCAGAGACAGGCCCGCUCCUCCCCCCAGCAGAGCACAGCCCCCUGGUGAAGGCAGCCGUCUGGGGGAUCACAGCCACCCUGGGGGCGGCAGCGCUGGCUGUCACACAAACUGCCUUGGAGUGGGCCCCGGAAUUCCUCCUGCAGCUCUUCUAGCAUCGGGCGCGAUUUCCGCAAUGAACAAACAGCACCAAAGAGUCCAGAUUCCCUGGAAUGCUCUGACGGAUGCAAGGCAGACUGAACGCAGGCCCACGGCCCAUCCUGGCUGCUGCCAAGUGAGACCCGUGGGCCAGCCGUGCGCGCCUGCUUCGGUGGCACUGAAGCCCAACUCCAGAGCCGAGAAUUCCAGGAAGAGGAGUGGGCUUCCUGCCUGCACAGAGCUGUCACUGCCAGGAGCAUUUGCUCCCAGAGCAGCACUGCCACGCCCCUUCCUUGUGUGUGUGUGUGCAUGCGCAUGCAUGGCUUCGCAUGGGCUACAGGUGGUAAACUGCUUCGGUCUGAACAUUGCCCAGAACUUAACCCACCCCAAACUGAUGGUCACCCAGGCAGCUUCCUCCUAGGUGAGGUCUUGGCCAGCUUGUAAGACAGCAGAUUUCUCGUGCCCCACAGUAGAAGGCUCUAUGGCAGGAAAGCGUUGGCCGGGGCAAGAUGGGGCUGAUGAAGAGAGCUGUGGUUCUUGAAAGCUAGCGAUGCAUCUGACGAAGAGAGCUGUGGUUCUCAAAAGCUUAUGCUACAAUAAAGCGGGUUAGUCUUCAAGGUG